Molecule: messenger RNA, 1343 nt
Organism: Ostrea edulis (European flat oyster)
Lineage: Eukaryota; Metazoa; Mollusca; Bivalvia; Ostreida; Ostreidae
Product: paired box protein Pax-1-like
Exons: 2
Coding region: 315-1133 (272 amino acids)
Biological process (GO): regulation of transcription by RNA polymerase II; anatomical structure development
Molecular function (GO): DNA-binding transcription factor activity, RNA polymerase II-specific; RNA polymerase II cis-regulatory region sequence-specific DNA binding
Source: RefSeq, a predicted model, not a curated record
ACCCAAUCAGACACCGCCAGUAUCUUAAGUGUAACACAGAUUUAUCCUUGCGCCGGCCCAUAGCGAAUUGCCAACAGACCAAAAAGUCGCAGCUUACAUCGCUAAGUGACACAAUUACCCGAACAAUCUUUGUAGAAAAAUAUGGGGAAUCUUCACGUGUUGUCACAGACGUAGAGACAACUGAAUUUCUUCAAUGAUAUCGCUGACAUUUUAAACCCCACUUGGAGGAAAUCCUACCGCGUUACAUUAAAACUAAAUCAAAAUUUCUUAUUUGAGCGGGGAUUUCUAACACAACCGUCAAGAUUGAUCUUCUAAUGGAACAAUCCACGUUUGGGGAGGUGAACCAGCUCGGAGGCGUUUUCGUCAAUGGUCGCCCUCUACCAAACGCAAUCCGCCUCCGUAUUGUCGAACUGGCUCAGUUAGGAGUUAGACCAUGUGACAUUUCCCGCCAACUCCGGGUAUCACAUGGUUGUGUGAGUAAAAUUUUAGCCAGAUAUAACGAGACAGGUUCAAUUUUACCCGGAGCAAUAGGCGGCAGUAAACCACGCGUGACAACCCCAAAUGUUGUCAAACAUAUCAAAAUGUACAAGGAGAGAGACCCAGGGAUAUUCGCGUGGGAAAUUAGGGACAAGCUUUUGGCUGAUGGAGUUUGUGAUAAAUAUAACGUUCCGUCAGUGAGUUCCAUUAGUAGAAUUUUAAGGAACAAAAUUGGAAACAACCCCACCCCAACACCCAUAAGUCAAGGAUACGACAAAAAUCCAAUAAUGUCUUCCCCACCCGCACCUGCGCCGAUUUACAAUCACCAGUUUUACCCAUAUUCAUGUUCAACGCCCUCUAUGCCACCCGUGCAUUCUCCGCAAAUGCCUGUAUCGCAACCACUUGCUCAACUGAACCCAAACAAGCCACCCCAAUCAGCUUCGAACUGUGUGACACCCUGCAUGAUGAGGGCUUGGGCCACCUCGUCACAUUCCGUCAAUGACAUUUUGGGAUUUCGUCCCCAUCCUAUGCAGCAGACAAUGCCUCCACAUCAACCCCACCCGCAGGACAAUAUGGGGAACAUUGGUCAGAACUAUAACAUGAAUUACUAUGCCAUGAAACCAACAACCAUGGCCCCAAUGUAUCUACAGAGUUGACAAACGAAACAAUUUUGCCCGAAUUGAUAACUCAUUAAUCUUAUUUUGUGCCAAAUAUGGAAAUCGUCAUACGUCAGGUAUUUCAAAUGUUACAAUGGUGCUCUUUUAUAUCUUCAAUGGAAGUACAGUAUUUUGCAUAUUCAGUGCUUAUUUAAUAAGUUUGGCUUUGUUGAGUUUAUUAUCUAUUAAAAUCACAUAUAUAGUCUCUAA